AUGGCGAAGGCUAUCGGUGGUGCCAAUGAUGAUGAUGGCGUCGAGAUGAGUGAUAUCAAUGGAGUUCGUGGCAGCGGUACUGUCGACAAGUUUUAG
This is a messenger RNA of Fusarium venenatum, 96 nucleotides long. The record is from RefSeq and is a predicted model, not a curated record. Lineage: Eukaryota; Fungi; Ascomycota; Sordariomycetes; Hypocreales; Nectriaceae.